Messenger RNA from Scheffersomyces stipitis CBS 6054, 4026 nucleotides. RefSeq names its product cleavage/polyadenylation factor CFT1 (gene CFT1). NCBI's taxonomy places the organism in Eukaryota, Fungi, Ascomycota, Pichiomycetes, Serinales, Debaryomycetaceae. The record is from RefSeq and is a predicted model, not a curated record. Gene Ontology annotation, cellular component: nucleus; mRNA cleavage and polyadenylation specificity factor complex. The coding region runs from base 1 to 4026 and encodes 1341 amino acids. The transcript is spliced from 2 exons. Gene Ontology annotation, molecular function: nucleic acid binding; protein binding.
AUGGAUGUUUAUCAUGAAUUCAUCGAUCCGUCUCGAGUUUCCCACUCUGUAGGCUGCAACUUCAUUUCAUCCACCGUUAAACAUUUAGUUGUUGGAAAAGCCACGCUUCUCCAGAUCUUUGAAGUUGUACAGUUGAAGCUGCUGACGCCGUCAAAGCCUCAGCAUCGCUUGAAAUUAAUAGACCAGUUCAAACUCCAUGGAUUAAUCACAGAUAUAAAGCCCAUAAGAACUGUAGAAUCACCCAAUUUUGACUACUUGUUGGUUUCGACGAAGUCCGCAAAGUUUUCUGUCAUCAAAUGGGACCAUCAUCUCCAUACGAUUCUGACAGUAUCUUUGCAUUAUUAUGAGAACGCGAUCCAGAACUCUACCUAUGAGAAGUUGUCGAAGUCUGAACUCUUGUUAGAACCUUAUGGAAGCUGUAGUUGCUUGCGUUUCAAGAAUUUGCUCUGUUUUUUGCCGUUUGAAACAGCAGAGGAGCUCGACGAUGACGACGCAGACUCUGAAAACGAAGAUAUGGUCAAAUCAGAGAAGAAGGAACACGAAAAUGGUACAGUUAACGUUCCAGUUACAGAUCAGCCAGGUAGUUUUUUCGAUACCAGCUUCUUAAUAGAUGGCCAGAGUCUCGACUCGUCUAUUGGUAGCAUUAUAGACAUGCAAUUUUUGUUCAAAUAUAGAGAGCCAACUUUUGGUAUACUAUCCCAGCGACAACAGGCUUGGGCUGGGAACUUACCAAAGAUUAAGGAUAACGUCCAGUUUUGCAUUUUGACCUUGGAUUUGACUACUAAGUCUACUGUUUCAGUUUUGAAGAUUGACAAUCUUCCGUACGAUGUUGACAGAAUUGUUCCCUUGCCUUCUCCCUUGAACGGGUGUUUGCUUUUGGGCUGCAACGAAAUAAUCCAUGUAGACAACGGUGGGAUUGUAAGAAGAAUAGCGGUAAACCAGUUCACCUCUCUCAUCACAGCUUCCACCAAAGCGUACCAGGAUCAAACCCACUUGAAUCUCAAGUUGGAAGACUGUAGUGUGGUAGCUUUGCCAAACGAUCACCGUGCUCUAUUGGUAUUAUCCACGGGUGAAUUCUACUACUUAAACUUUGAAGUAGACGGUAAGUCCAUCAAGAAAUUCACCAUAGAAAGUGUGGACAAAUUAUUGUACAGCGACAUAAAAUUAACUUUUCCCGGUCAAAUAGCGACCCUCGACAACAACUUGCUAUUCUUUGCCAACCAUAAUGGUAACAGUCCUUUGGUACAAUUCAAAUAUCAAGAUGAAGCACUUAAUCCUAAGAAACUCGCUAAAAUUGUAGACGAAGAUAGUAAGAAUGAAGAUGAAGAUGAAGACGAAGACGACUUAUACAAGGACGAAGAAGAGGAAGUGCAAGUAGUUUUGGGCAAUUCUGUCAUUGAGUUUGUAAAACAUGACGAGUUGGUGAAUACUGGAGUAGUUUCUAGUUUUUCUUUAGGAUACUAUUCCACUGAAAAGUUCAAAUUCAAUUUGAAGAAUCCUAAUUGCAAAGAAGUGUCGAUUAUUGCCAAUGCUGGCACACAUUCAGAGACUAAGUUGAACAUCAUAACACCUUCCAUUCAACCCACUAUCUCUUCAACGUUGAGUUUUUCGCAGGUCAACAGAAUGUGGAAUUUGAACCAGAAGUAUUUGAUUACGUCAGACGAUAUUAACUUCAAGUCCGAAAUCUUUCAAAUCGAAAAGUCGUUUGCACGUUUGAAUUCAAAAGAUUUCAUUAACAACGAAUUGACCAUUUCGAUGCAUGAGUUGAACAAUGGUAAGUUCAUCUUGCAAAUCACUCCUAAGCAAAUCGUCUUGUACAACAACUUGUUCAGAAAGAAAAUCACCUUGAACGAAGAAAUCAAGGACGAUGAAAUCAUUAACAGUGUCUUGAGAGACGAGUUCUUGAUGAUUUUCCUUGCCAGUGGUGAUGUAAUGAUCUUUGCUAUUAAUACCUACAAUGAAUCGUACUCAAAGUUGGAGAUUCCCAAGAUCUUGGAUGAUACGAUUAUCACUACCGGAUACAUCACCAAUUCUCAUUUGUUAAGGGCUGUUCUGAAAGAUGUAAAUUUACUCUUGAAGAGCGGAACUAAGAGAAAUAGAUCUUCCUCCGUCGUUUCCAAUGUUGGAACUGCUGCAGAACCUAAGAAUGUUGGCCCUAAACUGAAGACAUUUGUCUUAGUGACAGGUGAUAAUAGAAUUGUAGCCUUCAACAGAUUUCAUAACCAGAGAUGUUAUCAGUUGAAUCACGUAGACAAGUUCUCUGACAAUUUGCAUCUAGGAUUUUUUGACCCUGCUCAAAACGAACCAGAUCCUUUUAUUAAACAAGUAAUGCUCAACGAAAUAGGUGACAAGGAUCACAAAGAAGAAUAUUUGACUAUAUUGACGAUUGGGGGUGAAGUUCUUCUUUACAAGUUGUACUUUGAUGGAGAAAACUACGAGUUCAAGAAGGAGAAAGAUUUAGCUAUCACUGGUGCUCCAGAAAACGCAUAUCCUAUAGGUACGGCCGUUGAAAGAAGAUUGGCAUAUUUCCCUAAUUUGAAUGGAUACACUUGUAUAUUCGUUACUGGUGUUACUCCCUAUUUGAUUCUUAAGAGUCUUCAUUCCAUUCCAAGAAUUUACCAGUUCUCGAAAAUACCAGCUGUUUCUAUUUCUCCUUUCCACGAUUCGAAAGUAGCAAACGGGUUGAUUUUCUUGGACAAUCAGCAGAAUGCGAGAAUCUGCCAGCUUCCACUUGACUUCAAUUAUGAAAACACAUGGCCCAUGAAGUUGAUCCAUAUCGGAGAGCUGAUUCGUGCAAUCACAUACCACGAGUCAUCUCACACAUAUGUUGUUUCCACCUUCAAGGAUAUUGACUACGAGUGUUUUGAUGAAGAAGGAAAGCCAAUAGUAGGGCUUCAUAAGGACAAACCACCUUCUUCUGCUUAUAAAGGCUCCAUCAAAUUGAUUUCUCCUUUUAAUUGGUCUGUCAUCGAUACGAUAGAAUUGGCUGAUAACGAGUUAGGCAUGACUGUAAAGUCGAUGAUUCUCGAUGUAGGCUCAUCUACCAAGAAGUUCAAACACAAGAAGGAGUUCAUUGUGAUCGGAUCUGGUAAAUACAGAAUGGAAGAUUUGUCAGCCAAUGGGUCGUUCAGAAUCUACGAAAUUAUCGACAUUAUUCCUGAGCCAGAUAGACCUGAAACAAACCACAAGUUUAAAGAGGUUUUCAAAGAAGAUACCAAGGGUGCUGUCACUUCUGUAUGUGAAGUCAGUGGCAGAUUCCUAGUAUCACAAGGUCAGAAGGUCAUAGUAAGAGAUUUACAGGACGAUGGGGUGGUCCCUGUAGCCUUUUUGGAUACGGCAGUGUAUGUUUCUGAGGCCAAAAGUUUUGGUAACAUGAUGAUCUUGGGUGACUCGUUGAAGAGUGUUUGGUUGGUAGGAUUCGACGCUGAACCAUUCAGAAUGAUCAUGUUAGGAAAGGACUUACAAGGACUAGACGUAAACUGUGCAGACUUUAUUACUAAGGAUGAGGAGGUGUUUAUCUUGAUUGCUGAUAACAAUAAUGUCUUGCAUUUAGUUCAGUAUGACCCUGAAGAUCCUACUGCAUUAAAUGGCCAGAGAUUACUUUCCAAGUCUUCUUUUUCCAUCAACUCAUUCGUGACGUGCCUUAAAUCUUUGCCCAAGACUGAAGAGAAAUACGACACUGGCAACUUCCAGACGAUUGGUUCGACCAUUGAUGGUUCUUUCUUUAGUGUUGUCCCCAUAAACGAAGCCAGCUACAGAAGAAUGUACAUAUUGCAACAGCAGUUGACCGACAAGGAGUACCAUUACUGUGGUUUAAAUCCUCGUUUGAACCGUUUCGGUGGAUUAUCGAUGACAGCAAACGACACCAACACUAAGCCUAUUCUUGACUACGAUGUGAUUAGAGCCUACGGCAAGUUGAACGAAGAAAGAAAGAAAAACUUGGCUAGUAAAGUAAGUGCAAAGAAUAUUUACCAGGAUAUCUGGAAGGAUAUCAUAGAGUUCGAGAAUGCGUUGAAGGGUUUGUAG